This is a messenger RNA of Leptomonas pyrrhocoris, 4460 nucleotides long. RefSeq lists its product as hypothetical. Gene Ontology annotation, cellular component: cytoplasm. The record is from RefSeq and is a predicted model, not a curated record. Lineage: Eukaryota; Euglenozoa; Kinetoplastea; Trypanosomatida; Trypanosomatidae. The transcript has a single exon. Bases 1383 to 4460 code for a protein of 1025 amino acids.
GCAUUCUCUUUUUUUUUUUGUCCAUCCUUUACGUUCGCGCCGAUUCAUCCCAAUCCACGUACGUCGUGCUUCAUCGGACCUUGGUAGCUAACGAGAAAGAACGUCUCAUUCAUCCAUACAUAUAUAUUUAAACAAAUAAAUAUAUAUAUUUGAUAUUGGGAAAAGGACAAGCAAAAAAAAAAACCCUCAGUGUGUCUGUGCGAGAGCACAUCCCCAAAACGGUUUAUAAAACACAUUUGUUAAACUAACAACGCAAAGAAAUAAUUGAGCUCCCUCCCCCUCAAAAAAAAAAGGACGAACGACGUUCUUAUUCUCCACGUCUAAAUUUCCUUCCUAAAUUUUUGCCACAGCCUCCACCUUAUUUGGUAACCUGUCGCGCACAACAACAAGAGGCGUUCCAACGAAGUCAUAUUUUGCCUCUUGCGUUGCCAACGCUUCGUAAAGACUGUCGUCCUUGAUUGCAUUCAAAUACAUACCUAACCGAACGGAAUUGUUUACGAGUGCCUCUUGUUUCUUUUGGCUCUCUUUUCCGUUUCCCUUUUUUCGUGGUGUUGUUCUCUCUUAGUACGACUUGCUUCAAAAAUCCUUUUUUCCGAUAUUUACUUGUCACUUGCGUCUCGCUGUGUUGGGUCUCCUUUUCCAUCGUUUUCUUUUUUUUCUCUCUUUCUGGCUGAUUUUGUUGUUUUCCAAGCUGUUUCAAACGGACUUAUUUUGCUCUGAGGCGUUCUCACGUUUGCUAGUGCGUAAUUCCCAUGUUUUACAUCUUUCUUUGUUUUCGCCGUUGUUUAAUCUAGCACGUCAAGGUCGCGCAGCGGCGUACUCGGCGUUCGCUAAAAGGCUACUCUGAGGGAAAGAAAGCCCACGUUUUCUUGUCGUUCAAUUGUUCUCCGCUACGGCUUUUUAGAUUGAGGUGUUGGUGUUGGUGUGUGUGUAUGUCUGUGUGUGUGUGUGUGUGUGUGUGUGUGCGUGUUUCCUUAUCCGCACAUUUAAUACAUCUCCACUCUCAAGCUUUCCUUUUGGGUUUCUUUUUAUCCUCUAGUUAUUAUCACUGUUGACAGCUCCUUCUUCUUUCGGUGCUCCUUCGUCUCAGUUCUACUUAUCAGUCUGUGCUGUUUUUGUCUCAAUCUUUUUCCUUACUCACGAAUCUCGCAGCCUUCUCAUAUUUGCCUUCUCUGUUCCUUUUUUUCUUUCCGUUGGUUCUCUCCGGACUCUUCACGCCACACUGCAGUGUCACGGAACAUCAGAGGGUAUUCGUGCCGUCACCAACCCGGACUCCUUUCCCCAUCUGUUUCUCUAGACAGCUUUAUUGUUUCGUCUUACGUUAUUUUUUUCUCCUCGUGUAUUGUAAUUCUAAUAGCAGACAUCGAAUUCUUGUUUACGAGAUGCAGACGAGCUCCGCGAUGGCCGCCAGCCAGCUGAAGGCGACGCUGACGAGCAAUCCGCAGGACAACACCGAAAUACCGUCGCUCUUUCACACCUUUGGCCACAACGACGUCAGCAGCGGCGAUGACGACGUGGUGGAGGUGCUAGAAGUGAAUCAAGCAGAUGAAUACCACGCUGAUUCCUACUGCGGUGCCGCUGCCUCUGGCGGACGUGGGACGGCGGUUGCCGCCUCUGCUGCGCGAGUCGGUGCCGUUGCUGCCGCCGCGGUAUCCAUGUCUGCCACGCGCGCCUGCGCCACCGCUUCACCCAACUCGAGCCACACCCACUACCCGAUGAGCCGCAGCACGCACAACCCCUACGUGUUGCUCAGCGGCACCGAUGGAACUGCCCUCUACGGCCUCGACACGUCCGUCACGACGGCGUCGAACAGCGUGACGGGGCGGCCCACACACCAGUACAGCUUCAGCAACAGCACCUCGCAGAAUCCUCUGACCUUCCAGUUCAACUCGUCUGCCACCGGCGGUGAAACCAACUUCCGCACCAACAGCCCCUCCGCAAACAUCGCAGGUAGCGUGAGUCAGCGACGUCAGCCGUCGCAGCCCCCGCACUCGGUCCAGCUACCGCAGAUCCAGCCCGUGCCGCUGCACACCGCUGGCGAGCCGGCCGACGGCUACUGGCGGGACGGCAACCCCAUGUCGAUCUCUAGCACGGAUGCCCGACUCGUGGCGACCACCACCGUCGGCACCCUCUCCGUCGGUACCUCUGGGGGGUUGCCGACGAUCAACGUGAAUGUGCGCCAGCGCAUCCGCGCGACGGCCAGCUCCCACGCGAGCUCGCUCAACACGUCGCAGAUUACGAUGCCGGUGGUGCAGCCCGUGUCCUCGUCCGCGGCUGGAACAGCAGACAUCGCAGCCACGGCGGCGCACCUGCCGCAGCCGGACAGCACGACUCCGCUAGAGGCCGCGUCCCUGCAGUCGCGCUCUUCCAGCAGCAGCGUACGCCGCCCCGCCAGCUCCAGCACCAGCAGCGUUGACCGCCGUCCCCUCCAACCUGGCGGGUGUCCGAUGAGCACGGUGUUGAACAACAACAGCAGCAGAGGCCGCAUGAUCAACGUGCCGAACUGCGCGGUGGUGGUAUCUACCGAGGAAACGGAUGAGCGGUCGAACGCGUCCGUGAACGUCUAUUCGCCCGACACUUCGCACCUUCAGCAGCAGCAACAGCAGCAACAAUACGUACAGUACCCACCCCACCCCCUACCAGUCCUACCAAUGCCGCAGCAGCUACUACAGCAGCAGCCGCAGCCGCAGUACUACGGCUACGGUCCAACGAACAUGUCGCCACCGCAUUCACUCUACAAUCAAGCCCAAAUGGGCUAUGCAGAGCAGGGCUACGCCAGCGUACCGCCGCACCCCAACGCCUACGACCCUUCCAAGAUGGUCGCCUACCUGCCGUCACCACCGCAGCAAGUUCUGGUACCCCAGCAGCAGCCACCGCAGCAGUAUUACGACCCUCAAGCGCAGCAACCGCAGCACAUCGCGGUGAUGCAGGGCCCCGUAGCGGAGUACGUGAACCAGUACGGUCAGGUGAUACCCAGCCCAACCUACUACAUGGGCUGCACGGCGGUUGCCGGCGUCGGCGCUUCUUCGGUUGGUGUCCCUCCCAUGAUGCCGGGUUACGGGUAUCAGGCCCUGUCCACCAUGCCCGGCAUGCCGACGUACGGACACGUGGUGCAGCAGGCCGGGUAUGGCGGUGGGGGAGAGACGCGCACGCAUCGCAGUGGUGCGGGACAGCGGCAGCAGCAUCCGCAACAGAGCUGCCCUGGUACCGGGGACGUCUCGGCAUCCUCAUCCCCGCCGCAGUUCUCACUUGCUGCCGCUGGCGCGUCGAACAAUACCAGCGUUAGUAACAAUAGUAUUCCCAACAACAGCAACAAGUACCCAAAAGCCAAGUCGCAGCUGCAGGCCAAGCAAGGCGGGCCGAAAAAGCCCGCCGCCCCCUCCUCCCAUCAGCUCGACGGUAAGGCUGCCGCGAUGGGCGAAGACGGUGGAAACAACGAUAGCAGCGCAUCCACCUCCGAGGUGAGCAAGAAGUUCCCACGGAAGCAGGACGAGGCACGCUUCCACGCCGACCGCAGCGCCGCCAUUCAGCUCUUUGUGGUGGUGAAGAGAAAAAUGGAGGGCAAGCGUUACGCCUGCCCGCUGCCGGCGACGGCGGUGCCGAUCGGCAGCCAGAUGCUCGUCGAGGGUGACCGCGGCGCCGAUCUUGGCGAGGUGCUCGCCCACGUCUCGGUGGAACAGAUGGCGCGCGACUGCGUCUUCAUCGAGGGUCGCCGCAGGGCUGCGCUGGAGAAGAUGCACGAGCAGCGCGCCAGUGCCGCCACCACCGACGGCGCCGGCAAGUUCGAUGAGGCGGACACGGCGGACCUGCCGCAGCUCACUGGACAGGCGGCGCUUGAUUACGUGCUGUCCGUCAAGGACUGGCCGUGGUUAAUCGGCCCUGCCACCCCGGAGGAUGUGGAGAGCCUCGGGCCGCAGCGGGAGGCGGAGCGGCAGGCUUUUGUCACGGCGAAGCCCAUUGUGCAGCAGUUCAUUGAGAACCGCUACCAGCAGCGGGUGGCGCGUAGCGAGCAGGUGCAGCGUGCGACCGGGAACGACGCGGGCGCUGCGGCGAAAGAUGACGCCGCCGCCGCUGCCGCUGCGGGAAGACACACGCAGGACAACGACUCCGACGACGGGGAGCACCGCACCUCGCUGACGUCGCCGACGGAGGAGGAGCUGCACACACUCGAGCUCAUCCACCAGGUGACCCUCGUCGACUGCGAGUACCAAUUCACACGUGAGAAGAUCACGCUGUUUGUCAGCCGCCCGUCCCGUAGUGUAUUUGUGGACUUCCGCCGGAUGCAGCGCAAGCUCUACCGCACCUUCCGCUGCCGCAUCUGGAUCGCGUACAUGGACGAAAUUGCUGAUGACGAAGACGCGCCGGAGUCAUUUGUGUUCGUGCCGCCUCCAUCGUCGUCUGCCGCUGCCACCGCGGCGGUGGCGGACGCCGCCGAUGACGGCAAUCAAGAGGAUGCGUAG